Molecule: messenger RNA, 1774 nt
Organism: Pterocles gutturalis (yellow-throated sandgrouse)
Lineage: Eukaryota; Metazoa; Chordata; Aves; Pterocliformes; Pteroclidae
Gene: FAM149B1
Product: family with sequence similarity 149, member B1
Exons: 14
Biological process (GO): protein localization to cilium; cilium assembly
Source: RefSeq, a predicted model, not a curated record
ACAAAGACUUCCAAAACAUGCCUUGAGGCAUCAUCCACUGCCAGAACCACGAGCGGAGGCGUGCCCAGCCACACCCACAGCUGAAAACUACAGUGAGAGCUCAAGGGAGUCUGAAAUCUGGAAGGAGUCAGGUGACCACUCUGUUACUCCAGCUGAUCGUGGGAAUUCAUGGUCUGCUAGUCAGAGGUAUGCCGACACCUCCACCGAAGACAGCUUGGGCUUCUCUUGGGGCUGUGAUGAAUUCGAUAAAGCUGCCACACAACAAGUUCAGCAAAUGUUCAGACAAAUUGAUGAGCUUCUUUAUGAGCAGAAAGAAGAUGUCCAUAUUGAGGCACUGUGGGAAGAAUGCCACCAGUGGACAUCCAACUUUCCUCACCUCAGGGUUGUGGGGAAGCAGGUAGUGAUCCCCACAGAUGAAGGGUAUGGAUGGUAUUCAAGUUCACCUUCUGGCAGUUUACGUUCCUCAGAUGUAAGUUCACCGCAAGAAAAAGAUUCUAAUGAAUUUAGUGUUUUUGGCAAGAAGGUACCUCUUUCUGUUACUCCUGUUCACAAAAAGGCUGAACGUUCCAAGUCUCCGACCUUGUGUUCUUCAGAGAGCGAAGAAGAUGAAGAUGGAGUAAUUGUUUCUGAAGGUGUAAUGGAGGAAUAUUUAGCAUUUGACUCCAGAGAUGUGGAGGAGUUGCAUGAGAGGAAAAUUGGACUCUCCUGUAGUAGACGGAAAUUGGGGUUUCCUCCUAUCUCUCCGUAUUCCUGCAUGAAGGAUUCUGUGCUGACAUUUGUGUUUGAUGAUGUGUGGAGUGAAGUCCUAGGCUGCAUGGAAGAAUUAAUCUGCAGACACUGGGAAGGGUCGGCCUCUGAUGAUGAGAAAAAUAUCAUAACAAUAGAAACAAUCAGAGCAGAUGCCGGAAGCCCUUUGCAGUUUGAUCCUCUGCCAGCGUUGUUACCUCAUGUGCCACCAACUAAAAUGCCCUCAGCGACAUCAAAUCUGUGCCCAAAAACCAGAUGUGGCCGCAAAAGCAAAAAGAGGAGAAAACCACCCCAAGUAAAUCUUUCUCAAGGGUCAAGUAGCGGCUCUCAACAUAAUCUAAAGGGCUUGAUGGUGAUCCAUGGGAUCCAGUUACAGCAAAGGAAUCUGCCUACAAUGGAAAAAACACUGGACCUGGAUGACAAACGGCCAAGCUCCAGCUCCAUCCUCUCUACCAGUGUGCGGCCAAAUCAUCCUCUAGAGCUCAGGACAUCAUCCCUGUCACGUUCCACGAGAAGGCAAAACCUACCACCACGUACCCUGCAUCCCAUCACCACCAGCCUCUCCCAUACUGGGACCCCAGGGUCUGUGGACAGUGUCUUCAGGGAACUCGAUUGUGUUCUGACUGCACAUGAGCAGUUGACCUCACUCUCCCCACUGCUGCUAAACCGAAAUAAUCUCCUACCACCUAUUACUACCACCAAUGCGACAGAGCAUGGGAGCACUGCAGGAUCCCAGAGGCAAAUGAAAUCAAGAGGGAGCGCAAGUCGAGCUCACAGUGUAACAACACACGAAGAUACCCACCAGCAGCUACAGGAGCCGCUUUUCUUACCUGGUAGUUUCUCCAGGCCUAACACAACCAAUGCAUUCUUGCCAGACCCACAGCACCGCCAUUCUUGCACUGUUAUUGAUUAUAGUAAUCAAUCUUGGACAAGGAGAGGAUCAACAGGUUCAGGUCUUCAGCUGUGCAGUUCUGUGAAAGCCCACACUCGAAGUGGAUCAGUCAAAAAAAGCAAACAGGGGUUCUGA